This is a messenger RNA of Aedes albopictus (Asian tiger mosquito), 1689 nucleotides long. RefSeq lists its product as uncharacterized. The record is from RefSeq and is a predicted model, not a curated record. The transcript has 2 exons. Bases 1 to 1689 code for a protein of 562 amino acids. NCBI's taxonomy places the organism in Eukaryota, Metazoa, Arthropoda, Insecta, Diptera, Culicidae.
AUGUUUGUAUUCCGGCGCAAUCCCGAUGAAGCCGUUCAGGUCUACGCCAUAGAAGUCACCAUGUUCGGUUCCACCUGCUCUCCAUCUUCUGCCCAGUUCGUGAAGAACGCUAAUGCCGAGCAAUAUGCGCAACACUACCCUCGAGCAGCUGCGGCCAUCAAAGAGCACCACUACGUAGACGACUACAUGGACAGCUUCCGGACAAUUGACGAAGCCGUACGAGUGUCAGACGAAGUUUUAAGACGAACUGGGGAGAUCGAACCAGAUUAUUCAAAAGACUUCGCUCUUGUACGUUCCGAGACGACCGAAUCAGUGCUCGGGAUGAAAUGGAUUCCAGCGGACGACAUCUUCACGUACACCUUUUCAAUCCGUGACGACUUGAAGCCAAUCCUCGAUGAGAACCAUGUCCCAACGAAACGUGAAGUUUUGAAGGUGGUAAUGAGCCUUUUCGACCCACUGGGAUUCGUUUCAUUCUUCCUGGUGCAUGGAAAAGUAUUAAUGCAGAACGUCUGGGCCUCGGGGAUCGGUUGGGAUGAAGAAAUCAACGAGCGACUUUUCCUUCAUUGGCGCCAAUGGGUAAGUUACUUCCCGCAUCUGGACUCGUUGCGCAUCCCUCGCUGUUAUUUCGGCUCUCCGUUUCCUAAAAACUUCAACCGGCUGGAACUCCAUGUUCUCGUUGACGCUAGCGAUUCUGCUUACGCCUGUGUUGCGUAUUACCGACUCGAAACCGACGAUGGCAUUCAAGUUUCGCUGAUUUCCUCUAAAACCAAGGUAGCCCCUCUCAAGGUCUUAUCAGUUCCCCGUCUGGAGUUGAAAGCGGCUGUCCUAGGAGUCCGGUUGAUGGAAGCUAUCGAAGGAUACCAUACUUACUCGAUUAGCCGUCGAGUCCUGUGGAGUGACUCUACUACCGUUUUGGCUUGGAUCCGAUCAGAGCACCGUCGAUAUAACAAGUUCGUUGCCGUUCGUAUUGGUGAGAUUCUAACAGCAACCGACGUCCGAGAGUGGAGAUGGGUACCUUCUCAAUUAAAUACAGCCGACCUAGCCACUAAGUGGAAAAAUGGACCAAAUGUUGCCUCCACUAAUCCUUGGUUUAGCGGACCAUCGUUUCUUCACCAGACGGAAGCUUUCUGGCCCCAGCAUUCGGUAUCCGCCACGACGUGUGAAGAACUACGGCCAGUUCACACUCAUUCUACACUAUCCCCGUUGAUCGAUCCAUCCCGAUUUAGUAGAUGGUCUCGUCUACAGCGAACAAUGGGGUUCGUGCUUCGAUUUGUCGACAACAUUCGCCGUAAACGGGGCGGCGAAUCGCUGCGAUUGAAUUUCCUCAGUCAAGAUGAGCUGAGACGAGCUGAGACAAUCCUCUGGAAGGUCGCGCAGUUCGAGGCGUUCCCAGAAGAAAUCGCAAUACUAUCGGAAACCCAAGGCCCUCCCGAAGCUCGUCACCACCGCGUUGAUAAAAGAAGCCCGAUCUACAAAUGUUGGCCAUUCCUCGACGAACACGGAGUGCUGCGACUACGUGGCAGGAUCGGUGCCGCAACCUUCGCAUCCACCGAAGCAAAAUACCCGGCGAUCCUUCUAAGGCAACAUCGAAUUACGUUUCUGCUUGUAGAUUGGUACAGAUUGGUACCACCGUCACUUCCUCCACGCCAAUCGAGAGACAGUAACCAACGAGAUUCGCCAACGCUUUGA